Scomber scombrus (Atlantic mackerel) is the source of this 3201-nucleotide messenger RNA. RefSeq lists its product as uncharacterized. The transcript has 16 exons. NCBI's taxonomy places the organism in Eukaryota, Metazoa, Chordata, Actinopteri, Scombriformes, Scombridae. Bases 10 to 3201 code for a protein of 1063 amino acids. The record is from RefSeq and is a predicted model, not a curated record.
UCUUCUUUUAUGUCUAAACACCAGGUGACAUCCAAGCAGGCUCCAGCAACAGAAGAAGAGAUGGCUGUGACUCCUGAUGAUCUGUCCUCCAAGGUUUAUGGUGAAGAUGAUGAUGAUGAUGAUGAUGAUGCUGCUGCUGAAGAUGGUGGUCCAACGGUGACAUCCAAGCAGGCUCCAGCAACAGAAGAAGAGAUGGCUGUGACUCCUGAUGAUCUGUCCUCCAAGGUUUAUGGUGAAGAUGAUGAUGAUGAUGAUGAUGAUGCUGCUGCUGAAGAUGGUGGUCCAACGGUGACAUCCAAGCAGGCUCCAGCAACAGAAGAAGAGAUGGCUGUGACUCCUGAUGAUCUGUCCUCCAAGGUUUAUGGUGAAGAUGAUGAUGAUGAUGAUGAUGAUGCUGCUGCUGAAGAUGGUGGUCCAACGGUGACAUCCAAGCAGGCUCCAGCAACAGAAGAAGAGAUGGCUGUGACUCCUGAUGAUCUGUCCUCCAAGGUUUAUGGUGAAGAUGAUGAUGAUGAUGAUGAUGAUGCUGCUGCUGAAGAUGGUGGUCCAACGGUGACAUCCAAGCAGGCUCCAGCAACAGAAGAAGAGAUGGCUGUGACUCCUGAUGAUCUGUCCUCCAAGGUUUAUGGUGAAGAUGAUGAUGAUGAUGAUGAUGAUGCUGCUGCUGAAGAUGGUGGUCCAACGGUGACAUCCAAGCAGGCUCCAGCAACAGAAGAAGAGAUGGCUGUGACUCCUGAUGAUCUGUCCUCCAAGGUUUAUGGUGAAGAUGAUGAUGAUGAUGAUGAUGAUGCUGCUGCUGAAGAUGGUGGUCCAACGGUGACAUCCAAGCAGGCUCCAGCAACAGAAGAAGAGAUGGCUGUGACUCCUGAUGAUCUGUCCUCCAAGGUUUAUGGUGAAGAUGAUGAUGAUGAUGAUGAUGAUGCUGCUGCUGAAGAUGGUGGUCCAACGGAAUUUGCUAUCAGAGGAUCAUCCCUGGUGGAUUAUUCUGACACUGAUGGAACCGAUGUGGAUUGUUUAAAUGAUCAGCCAUUGGCUCCACGCUGUGAUGAAGGUGUUCCAAAGUUGAGAAGGACGAAAAGCAUUUGGAUGAAAAAAGUUCCAGAUUUUUCUGAUGCCCUCUACGACAGUGAUGACAGUACAGAGGGCCCUUCAGCUCAGUCCAAGUCUGAGAUGGCUUUACAAAGGAUGCAUACAUUAGAAGAUUUCUGUCAACGUGUCAAUGAUUCAGAUGAGAGUAUUGUGGAAGAAACCGAUUAUGAGGAUUCCAUAAAGGAUGAUUCCAAUGAGCAAUCAGACAUUGAAGUUGUUCCAAAGCUGAGGACAAAAACCAUUCAGAUGCAAGGGAUUCUUGCAGUAUCAGAUGCCUCUAGUGGAGAGGAGUAUAUUCCAGGUCCAGAGAGCACAGACAGUGAUUCCAGCUUGGAAAUACCAAUGGCAAAUAAUAAGGAUAAUAGGCUCAAGUCCUCCAGCAAGAGCCAUUCCGAGUCCUCCUGGAAGAGCCAGUCCAAGUCUUCCAGUCAAAGCAGCUUCAAAACAAAUGAUGCUCCUCCUGGAUUUAGUGAUGCGUACUGGAAGUUCUUGAAUAAUAUGAAUCAAGACAAGAUUGCCAUAGCUGUAAAGAAAGACCGCUUCAUUCUGGAGUACGGCUACAGACUGUUUAAGAAGAACGAAAGGGUAAUCAGCCAACACCAGUACGUUCGACAAAAGCUGAGGGAACUUGGCAGGCUGAUGCUGGCAGCAAAAAAAGUCGCACCAGUGAACACUAUAAAAGAACUUAUAAAACCUGAAAAUUAUUCUCAUGUUGUCACUGCUGCAAGAUGCUUAGCUGGAUUCAAUGAUGAAACAGGCAAAUAUAAAUGUCCAUCACUGGCUCGCAAAGUUGGACACAGCUUGCUUGCUUUGGCAAUGUUUAAGAAAUCUGAAGGAUUGAAGGCAAGAGAUAAAGGAACAGUCCAAGAUGCUGAGGAAUUUGCACAGCUCUACCAAGAGAGCUGGAAAUUUGACAUUGCAAGCCAAGCACUGAUUCAGCUCAACCAGUCCAAGUGGAAUUCCCCUCAACUCCUACCGUUCACGCAGGAUGUCCAAAGUCUUCAUUCCCAGCUGUCUGAAAAACAACAGCAACACUUACAUGCCCUGAAAGAAGAGGCUUCCCCCUCAAACUGGAAAGACCUGUCUAAAGUGACCCUGGCACAAGUUAUCCUCUUCAACCGCCGGAGAGAAGGAGAGGUAUCCAAAAUGCCUUUGUCUGUGUACAUGUCAAGAGACCUAUCAGAAACGCAUGAAGACAUUAACUUGGCCCUGACAGAACUUGAGCAGAAGCUUUGCAAACAUUUUGUCCGGAUAACCAUUGUUGGAAAGAGAGGAAGGAAAGUUCCUGUUCUCCUCACUCCACUCAUGAAGGAAUGUCUUGAUACUCUGGUCGAGAGGCGAGCAGAGUGUGGGGUACUGACUGAAAAUGGUUUCUUGUUUGCAUUGCCUCAUUCUGUACAUCACCUCAGGGGUUCUGACUGCAUAAGACAGUUAGUGCAUGAAUGCAGUGGCAUCAAAAAUCCCAGAGCUCUGACCUCAACAAAACUCAGGAAACACAUUGCAACGCUCUCCACUGUUCUAAAUCUGAAGAACACAGAACUUGACCAGUUGGCAGACUUCCUUGGCCAUAACAUAGAUGUACACAGAAAACACUACCGCCUUCCAGAGGGGACCCUCCAGCUCGCCAAAAUAAGCAAAGUCCUCCUGGCAUUGGAGCAGGGAAAGCUUGGAAAGUACAAAGGAAAGAGCCUGGAUGAAAUUCACAUUGAUCCAAAUGAGGCUGUUGAAAUUGAAGCUUGUUCACAAGAGGAUAUUGAAGAUGCAAGUAUGGCAGAUCAGGGUUCAGAAGAUGAGACCAUCACCACACCACCAUGCAAAAAUGCAAGCACACCAGAAGAAUCAGACGACGAGGACAGCACCACAUCCCUACAACAGAUCCCUUCAAAAAAGAGAGGUAAAAGAACUGUUGUCAAAAAAAGCUGGACAACGGAAGAAUCUGGUGCAGUCGAACGUCAUCUAAAAAAACAAAUUAUCAUGAACCAAGUCCCAGGUAAAGAGGAAUGUGAGCGCUGCAUCACUGCAGAACCGCAAGCCCUGAAAAAUCGCGACUGGAGGGCGGUUAAAUAUUACGUCAAGAACAGAAUUACUUCUCUGCGGAGAAAAUUGGAGUGA